ACUCACUUCACACUUCACACUUCGCACUUUGCAUUUCGCGCCCGACAAUACAUCCCAGCGCCUCAUCUACAGUCUUUCGGUAAAAAACUGCCGGAGUGGCCAUUGCCAAUAUCUCCACUCUCACUCUUUGCUGUCCCUUUCUGUAUCUGCAGAAUGGCCGCGCAGCCAGAUAUCUCGUCAAUUCUUGCAGCUCUUGCUGCUCAGCGACCUGCCGGUCAGAGUCAGACUCCUCAACAGUCGGCUCCACCGCCACAACCAGUGCCUGGCAUGCCACCUGGAUACCCAGCUCUGACCAAUCCUACUCCACCGGCUGGCCUUCCUGGCUUCAACCUCCCACAGCCCUCUGGCUCUGGGAGCUUAGAUCUCAGCUCGAUCAGACCUGUGAAUACAGGCUCGGUUAGUAUCGCCGACGCGAUUGCUAAAGCUCGUGGCUUUGCUGCUGAGAAGGGAUACGAUAGUGGCCGCGCAAGCUCAAUAACAUCCCGAGAUGACCCCAGAACAGCAAGCCGACAACAGUAUCGACGGUCGCGCUCACGCUCGAGGACACCACCUCGUCGAGACAACUACCGUGAUAGCUAUAAUCCUUACCGCGAUGAGCGUAGAGCUGAUAGACGCAGCGGCGGCGGCGGCGGCGGCGGCGGCGGUGGUAGCAGUACAUAUGGCCGAGAUCGAUCGCGUUCUCCAGGACCACGCGGACGUGAUACUUUCUCACCUAAUCGUCAAUACGCACGCGACAGGACACCCGAUAACUCACCAGACAAUGAGAUCAUUGUCAUCGACUCUGCGCUGGUAGGCCUUGUCAUUGGUAGACAAGGCGAAAACUUGAAGCGAAUUGAGACCGAGACCAAAACACGAAUACAGUUUAUCAGUGGUCCUGAGAACAGUGGUCCUCGCCGACACUGUCGUAUCACGGGUAAUACACGCGCUAGAGUUGAAGCCAAGCGAGAAAUCAAUAGAAUUAUUGAGGAGAAUGGUGGGAAUCCACCACAAGACAUGAAUGCUGGCACCAGAGCAAAUCUUGCCAUGGCAAACAGAGGACGCCAACAACAGAAUGAACGCAGUGUCACCCCAGUACUGAAAGAAGGUGAGAACUCUCUACAGAUUAUGGUACCAGAUAAGACUGUUGGCCUUAUCAUUGGUCGCGGUGGUGAGACUAUUCGCGAUCUUCAGGAGCGCAGUGGCUGCCAUGUAAACAUUGUGGGCGAGAACAAGAGUAUCAAUGGACUACGACCCGUAAAUCUUAUUGGCACUCCUCAAGCUGCCGACAAAGCCAAGCACCUUAUCCUCGAGAUUGUCGAGAGCGACACGAGGAAUCCAAACGGCCAGCAGCAGCAGCCGCAGCAGCAGCAAUUCACAACAAACCAAGCCCGAGGUGGUGGCGGUUUGGAUUUCGGUGGUUUCAACCAGGGAGCUUCUGACAAGAUCAAUGAGACCAUCCACGUUCCUUCUGAGGCUGUGGGUAUGAUAAUUGGUAAAGGCGGAGAGACUAUCAAGGAUAUGCAGAACACGACUGGAUGCAAGAUCAAUGUUACCCAACCAAGCGGUGCUGAUAUUGAGCGAGAGAUUGGACUCAUUGGUACUCGACAAGCAAUCGAACAGGCGAAGACAGCUAUCUGGGACAAAGUCGAAACAGUGCAACAACGUGAACGUGAUGGUGGAGGUCGUGGCGGCGGUAACCGCGGCGGCCGGGGAGGACGUAGCAACAACAACGAUGACAGCUACGGUGAUCGUUACUCACAACAGCAGCCAUCGUACGGCCAAUCGCAGGUCAUGAUGCCCAACACAGCUACAGGAUCAGCACCCGCUGGUGCUGACGCCGCUGGAGCUGACCCUUAUGCUGCUUACGGAGGCUAUCAGAAUUAUGUUGCGAUGUGGUAUGCAGCCAUUGCCCAACAACAGGGUAGUCAAGGCCAACCAGGCCAGGGAUCAGCUCCUGCUUAGAGUCGACUUUCUGGUGAUAUUGCUCGUGCUCUGCUCAUAAACGGGUGAAGCCUCGACAUGAUCUGAUACGCCACGUUGAGAUUCUCGCCGUUUCUGACAUCAACUGCAUCUGGCGAUACUGAC
This is a messenger RNA of Pseudovirgaria hyperparasitica, 2064 nucleotides long. RefSeq names its product eukaryotic type KH-domain (KH-domain type I). Gene Ontology annotation, biological process: regulation of gene expression. Gene Ontology annotation, molecular function: mRNA binding. Bases 154 to 1941 code for a protein of 595 amino acids. The transcript has 4 exons. Lineage: Eukaryota; Fungi; Ascomycota; Dothideomycetes; Acrospermales; Acrospermaceae. The record is from RefSeq and is a predicted model, not a curated record. Gene Ontology annotation, cellular component: nucleus; cytoplasm.